AAUAUUUCUAUUUUCUCGCACAAGCCAAAAUUUUUCAUAACUUAAGAAUAUCCUCUUCUUAAUCGAUGGUUAUUUACAAUAAAACUGCCCCUUCCGUAGCUGAUUUGGAAGCACUUAAUUGGCUAAUUUGUGAUGACGUCAUUGAUGCUUUGGCAUGCAACAUAUUACUAUAAAAUGUUUUAAAGAAAUGAUAAAACGCAGUGGAAUGAAUAGAAGCGCUUAGAGAUGGAAGUGUACUCGAUCUUUUUCUUCGUCGCGUUAACGUUUGUUAACGUCGUGUUGGCUAACCGGAGAAUGAGUACUACUGAUGAAAUUGACUCGAUUAACAAACAUGCUGGAAUACACAUGGAGUUGAUGGAUGAGAAAACGGACGAGACAAGACUGGGAAAUCAUGACGCCAACCACAAGAUAGGACACGCAUUUUUGAAACGAUCAUUUGACAUCCGAUGGCCAAAUCGCGUCGUUCCUUACGUGAUUGAUUCAGCUUUUAGGAGUCGCAACAUCAAAGAUCCGUUGCUAAAAUACGCAACUGCUUACAUAAAGGGUGCGAUGAAAACAUUGGAAACCCUAACAUGCGUGAGGUUUAGAGAAUAUAAACUUGAAAAUGCUCCAAAACAUUUUGUUCACAUCAUCAACGGAGAAGGAUGUUGGUCGUAUGUUGGUCGAAAGCGGCGUGGUUCGCAAAGACUCUCGUUAAAGAUUGGCUCGUCCGUAGAAACGUGUUUACGCCAACCAAUCAUAUUGCACGAGUUAUUGCACGUGCUUGGCUUCAUUCACGAGCAGUGCAGAACUGACCGAGAUUCUUUUGUUCAAGUCUAUCAAGAAAAUAUUGAAGCAGGGAGAAGCAAGGAGUUUGGUAUCGAGUUAUCGUCAAGAAAUGUCGUCCAAGAAUAUGAUCCAUUAAGUGUUCUGCAUUAUUCCAACAAAGCGUUUUCAAAAAAUGGUAAACAAACACUCAUCUGGAAAAAAAAUCCAAACAAACCACUUGGCGGUAUCCAGAUUUCAAAACUUGACAUUAAAAAAAUAAAUGCAGUUUACUGUCAAAACCCAUCGACGGCUAGACCUGCGGUAACGACAACUUCGCCAGCACAUACUGUUGUAACUACGCGUAUACCGAAAACGAAACGAAAAAAAACAACCCCCGUAAAAACUUCGAAACCAAAAAAAUGGUGGCCUGCAGCUUGCAAAGACAGACUCCGCUACUGUAGACAUUUGAUAGUGUUUCGUGGGUACUGCAAAUUGUAUGGUUAUCGCUGUCCAAAAACAUGCGGGUUGUGCUGAGGAAAAAUACCACACUCGAUGUGUGAAUAUCCUGUAUAUAUCUGUGCAUAAAAAUUGAUAUAUUUAGCUUGGCUUAAAGCAAGAAACACAAUUUAUUUUAUAAAUUUUCUCUUCAGCUCCUUGUUAAAGCAUAAUCAGAUCGUGUAUGGUUCAGCAAAUAAAAUAAUGUUUUUUACUUCCAACUCAGUCAAGUAUAUAUUUCUAUAGUUAUGGAUUUGUAUUUAUCUUUAUGUUUGUGUGUUGCAAGGUACGAGUUACGAGUGUGUAGAAAAAGCAACAGAAUCUUUAAUCCGUACCUCCGAAAAAUAGCGCUUUUUUGGCACCAUGAAAAAAUGCUUCAAUUUAAGAUAAAUCUGAGAAUCAAUGAUGAAAGAAGUAAUGUUGUUUUUGAUUUAGAACAAAGUUAAAGUAACGUAUAUACUUUUUUAUUAGAACAAUUUUAUAAGAACAAUAAGGCUGAGAAUAGUGAAAAAAUAGGCAAAAUUUCGGAGAAUUACUUUUUACUAAUAUUCGAAAUUUGUACUUAGGUUUUACAUUAUAAAAAUUGGAUCGUAGUGUGAGAGAUAAAUAAAAAUUGUCGAAGAUAAGAAGAACAUAAGAGUAGUUGCAGGCUAACAUGUGAAAAAUAAGAAAACCACAGGCUGAAACCAAGUUUCCAGGUUGUUAUUGAAAAAGUGUAUAAAUAUAUUCUCUUCGAUUAUGAAAAACAUAGAAACAAAAAAAGGACUGGUAAGUAAUGCGUUAAAGACCUAUUCUUUUUAAUUGAUAACAACAAAGGUUUUACUAAUCAACUAACAAUUUUCUUUCAUACUGUAUUUAUUAAUAAAUUUUAUAUUUCUUAUUUAUUGAAUCUUGUAUUCAAACCUUAUUUAUUAAUAAAUAGUCAAUUCGCACGUUCUUACAAUGAAAGUUGAUUGUCCGACACUGCAAGAUUUGGCAGUUAAAUUAUAUUUGUCGAAGAAAGGGGUUUCAAAAUGAACAAAUUUAGGCCUAAUUUUUUAACGUUUCUUUUUUUCCGUUUGUGUUUUCUAAGUUUUUCGCGCAUUUUUUGCUUUCAUUUUUUCAGCGCCUUAAGAACCAAAACAAUUUAAAAUUAAAAAUUAGUUAAGUAUACAUUUUUAGUUAAAAUUAUUAAUUAAAAAAUUUUCUUUGUAUUUAAGAUUAUUAGCUAUUCACUUUUAUUCCAAAUUUAGUUGUUUCGCGGUUCUUCAGCCGCUCGGUAUUUUUGUUUGCUUGCAUUUUUCUAUUUUGACAUGUUAAUACUUCCCAAGAGAAGUGUUAAAACCGCAAGGACCUUCUUGUUGUUUCAAGUUUCAGUCUUUGUCAAAAGGUAAAAAAAAGAUUAUAUCCAUUUUGUUUGACAGACCAGUACCAAUUUUCUGAAUCGAUGUUAUAUUUUAUUGUUUUUUUUAUAACUAUGUUGUAAUGUUGAUAGAUGUUAUCUUCCUAUAUCCUGUGUGAUUAUUCCCCCGGUCGGCAAAUGUCACGUGAGGCUUUUAAACGAAUCACAAAUUAGCAUUUCUUUCAGGGGUAACCAGUAUUAUUUGGGGAAAAACGCGGUGCUUACGCAGUCAGCUCCUUAAAAGAGUCUUAUUCAAAAAGUGUCUCACUGACAACCUCGUCCCCGGGCUUUUUGUCUCUCGGUCGAAAAGGGUUCAUCUCGCCGUCAGAUGCGCAAAAAUAGACAAGAGGUCCUGGUAUCGGGGUUGUUUCGCUGACAUAUUGUUAGGUUAUUUUUUUGUACUUUAGUUUUUGCUACUUUGAAUUCUUUAAUUUAUAGUUUUUGUAGUUCUUGUUUAACCAAAACUAACCACAAGUAGUACCACGUGACAUUGCGACCUCGUCCCCAGGAUGCAUUCCCACCAAAAUAUAUAAAAUAUAUAUAUAAAAAGACAAAAUCACUGUAGACGACGUUGUGGGUUGUUUUAUUCCUAAAUGUAGAUUAUGAACAAUUUAAGCCUGACCCCCAGUGCUUUUUUAGCUGCAGUGCAAAAAAGCACUGGGUGGUAGCAUGCGAAAUGAACACAAAUUACACCUGAUUCUGCACAGUGUCAUAAUGCAAAAAAAGGAAAGAAAAUUUUCUGUAAUGGAAAUCUCUGUAAUUGAAAUUUCUGUAAUGGAAAUCUCUGUCAUGGAAAUCUCUGUAAUGCUCGUCUUCAUUUGCAUAACAAGCACGUGAAGCGAUAAAAAUGUCCGACAACAUUGACAUUCG
This is a messenger RNA of Hydractinia symbiolongicarpus, 3493 nucleotides long. RefSeq names its product zinc metalloproteinase nas-4-like. The record is from RefSeq and is a predicted model, not a curated record. Gene Ontology annotation, molecular function: zinc ion binding; metalloendopeptidase activity. Bases 226 to 1281 code for a protein of 351 amino acids. Gene Ontology annotation, biological process: proteolysis. The transcript is spliced from 8 exons. NCBI's taxonomy places the organism in Eukaryota, Metazoa, Cnidaria, Hydrozoa, Anthoathecata, Hydractiniidae.